GUUUUCAACUUCAAGAAAGUGUCAUUGGAGUUAUCAGUGCAGAAAGCAAUAUAACUUGUGCACACCAUUGUGCGUUACACGAUGAACCCAAAUGCAAAUCAUUUAAUUUCAUUGUAGACCCAACAUUGGUAGAAAACUGCGAACUGAAUUCUAAAGCUGCCUUAACUGCGAAUGACGCAAAACUAGUUCCACGAACUGCAGCGUUAUAUUUUGAGAAGAUUAAGGAAG
This is a messenger RNA of Paramuricea clavata, 228 nucleotides long. The record is from the annotation of a GenBank genome assembly. NCBI's taxonomy places the organism in Eukaryota, Metazoa, Cnidaria, Anthozoa, Malacalcyonacea, Plexauridae.